AUACCCCACAGCCAAUUACAACGCCGGGUUCGGUUCAGUGGGCGGGACGCAGCACUGCUCCAAUCACGCGCGGGCCUCAGUCAAGGUUGGGUUCGUUGCAGGAACAGAGGAACUGCUGCUGUCACUUAUAAGUUGUCUAUCCAGCACCAUGGGGAAGAAGAGUCGAGUGAAGAUCCAGAAGUCCGGCUCAGGAGCCAGCGCUGCAGUUUCCCCCAAGGAGAUGAUGAACCUGAUCUCAGAGCUUCUGCAGAAAUGCAGCAGUGCAGCACCCUCUGCUGGUAAAGAGUGGGAGGAGUACGUCCAGAUCAGAGGGCUGGUGGACAAGAUUUGCAAAAAACAAAAGGGCAUGUCGACGGUGUUUGACGGCAGCAGAGAGGACUACUUUCCAGACUUGUUGUCCUGGGCUCAUGACAACGGGGCGUCCUGUGACAGCUUCACAGUGGGGAACUUUGGGGCUGAGGGCUACGGCUUGAGGGCCACCAGAGACAUCAAGGCAGAGGAACUGUUCCUGUGGAUUCCCAGAAAGAUGCUAAUGACUGUGGAGUCGGCCCAGAACUCCGUACUGGGUCCUCUCUACAGCCAGGACCGGAUCCUGCAGGCCAUGGGCAACGUGACGCUGGCCUUCCACCUGCUGUGUGAGCGGGCCGACCCGGCUUCCCCCUGGCUGCCGUACAUCCGCAGCCUUCCUCAGGAGUACGACACGCCGCUGUACUACCAGCAGGAAGAGGUGCAGAUGCUCCUCGGGACUCAGGCCGUGCAGGACGUCCUGAGCCAGUAUAAGAACACGGCACGCCAGUACGCUUACUUCUACAAGCUGGUACAGACUCACCCUGCUGCCUGCAAACUGCCGCUGAAGGACAGCUUCACAUUCGACGACUACAGGUGGGCAGUGUCCUCUGUGAUGACCCGCCAGAACCAGAUCCCGACUGAGGACGGCAGCCGGGUCACUCUGGCCCUUAUCCCCCUGUGGGACAUGUGCAACCACACGAAUGGACUGAUCACCACCGGCUACAACCUGGAGGAUGACCGCUGUGAAUGUGUGGCACUGCAGGACUACGAGCAGAACCAACAGAUUUAUAUCUUCUACGGCACGCGAUCCAACGGCGAGUUCGUCAUCCACAACGGCUUCUUCUACCAAGACAACGCCCACGACCGAGUGAAGAUCAAGCUGGGCGUCAGUAAGAGCGAGCGCCUGUACGCCAUGAAGGCUGAAGUGCUGGCCCGAGCCGGCAUCCCAGCGUCCUGCAUCUUUGCUCUGCACUGUAAUGAACCCCCCAUUUCAGCCCAGCUCCUCGCGUUCCUCAGAGUCUUCUGCAUGACCGAGGAGGAACUGAAGGACUACCUGCUCGGAGACGGAGCGUUCAAUAAGAUCUUCACUCUGGGUAACAGCGAGUUCCCGGUCAGCUGGGAGAAUGAGAUCAAGCUGUGGACCUUCCUGGAGACGCGAGCUGCUCUGCUCCUCAAGACCUACAAGACCAGCUCCCAGGAGGACCGCUCCAUGCUGGACAAACCGGACCUGUCUCUCCAUUGCCGCGUGGCGACCCAGCUUCGCCUGGCUGAGAAGCAGAUCCUGGAGAAGGCCUCGGCCAGCGGGCGUGCCAAACGUCUGCACUUUGAGAAGAAGCUGGAGGACGGCGCCGCCCUGCCUCGCUACGAGGAAAGCGACAUCGCUUUGCUGGAGAACACUGACGAUGCAAAGAUUCCUAUUGUCCUGCAUGAGCUUGAAGAGGUGGAGGAGGGCCAGCAGACGCAGGGGGGAGAGCUCAGUGGCCUCGUCAACGGGCAGAAGGAAGCGUACGCUCCGGUGGAGGCCAGUGGGGAGACCAGAAGAGCUGUUUAUUCCACUUUGGACUCUACUGGAAGUUCGAGUGCUAGUAGAACUGAAGAGGAUCCCAAAGAGAGCAGUGAAUAAAUAGAUUCCCCUUAAUGCCACAGCUUGAUGCUAUUUAUUUAUACUUGUGUCUGUUAAACGACUCAAAAAUAGAGAAGCUGAGAAAUGGAAUCUGAAGUUGGUGGACUGUUGAUAUUGGCGCGUUGUUUCUUGUGUUCCACUGCUGAUCUAGUUUCACAAUGCUGCCACUGUGUUUCCCAACCAGCCCCCUUUUUGUUUACUGAAACUUCCCAGUAAACCCUCCGGGACGCUCCAGCGUAGGAAGACGGUGAGGACGGGGCCACAAAGCGGGGAAAGAAGGCGAACGUUCUCGCCCCAAAAGCAACGUGUGUAACGUCCAGCAUGCUUUGAGCUGACAAUCGUGUGUGUUCCCUCCGUUGAGACCUUCACUGCUACACUUGCUCUCUUUUUCCAGGCUAGACAUAAAAUGCUCACCACCUCUGGUGGCGUUUGGAGUCACCGGCCAAAAUGGAAAAUGUGUUUUUUCCUUUCUUAAAGAACUUGUUGCUUUUUACCAUCAAAUUUGUACAUUUUCCACCAUUUGAAGAAUCUUUGUUUUAUUAAGACGUAUGUUUGUGAAUGUAAGUUUCAGCGAUGAUCUGUGGGGUCACCACCCAAAGACACGGCUCACUGAUCACAGAGAAAGCCAUAUGCCCCACACUCUGUAUGCUAAAUACGGAAACAUUGUGUAGGCGCCUCCUCUCCGUAGUUGGUUUUAAAUGUACGGGUGGCCACAACAACCCGAACUGUAUAUGACAGUCAGUAGUGAUAUCAUGUAUAACGGAGUUCUGCAGCUUGGAGGGAAACGUGCGAUGCUGUCAAUCAUCUUCCAUCAGAUGUGCUUAUGCAGUUCAACCCGUUCACACAAACCACUAAUGAGGUUUGGAAUAAAUAAAGUGAAAUUUAAACGUC
Molecule: messenger RNA, 2803 nt
Organism: Gasterosteus aculeatus aculeatus (three-spined stickleback)
Lineage: Eukaryota; Metazoa; Chordata; Actinopteri; Perciformes; Gasterosteidae
Gene: setd3
Product: SET domain containing 3, actin histidine methyltransferase
Biological process (GO): actin modification; peptidyl-lysine trimethylation; peptidyl-lysine monomethylation
Molecular function (GO): protein-L-histidine N-tele-methyltransferase activity; protein-lysine N-methyltransferase activity; protein binding
Source: RefSeq, a predicted model, not a curated record